AAAACUUAUUAAAAAUGUUAUAAAAUGUAAUGAAAAUAUGUGUCAAUAGAUGUCUCACUUUCGAGAAUUGAUCGUUGAAUGCGAAGAACACAUUCCAGAAGUGUUGCGAUUAUUUCGAGACAAUUGUCUUAAUUUGCGAGAAGUUUACUGUUUUUUAGAGGAAAAUACGGCACAAAUGUAUCAACAGUUCGGACCACUGGUCACACAAAUUGAUUGCUAUGAGUUGUCCGACACUGUCGUCGACAUCACUUCCGGACAACUAUUGGCCAACAAUUUGAAGGCAUUUAAGUUUUAUAACUAUUACGCCGAAGAGAGACAACUAUUGUCUGCAUUCGUGGCACACAAUCAGUGUCUCAAAAGUCUGGACAUUAAAAAUAUUAACGACGAUCUGAACGCUACUCUUCCCGAAUUGGCCGUACAAUUGUCACGAUUAACACAAUUACGGCGUUUGAGACUCGCUUUGGAUCUAAUGAAUGACAUCUCAUUGACCGACUUUUUACGUACAAUUGGUGUGAAUUGCAAACAAUUGCAACGAUUGGCACUCAGGUUUUACAGCAAUCCACUCAUUAGUAAUGUUAAAGCAUUGGAUUCAUUGCGAUAUUAUUGCCGAUUAAAACGAUUGGAUUUAAUAUUAUAUGAGGCCUUCGACGAAAAAGUGUUGGAACCGUUGCGACACUGCAAGAGAUUAACACAUUUGGAGUUGGAUUUACUGCGAAUGACAGCAAAUGUGUUGAAAGAUUUGCAUCAAUACCUAUUCAUUCGUGACUUCUAUAGCAUUAUAGACACCGAGUGUUUGUCUCACAUCUCAAGACUACCGGCGCUGCAAAUGCUUGUCAUUGGCUUUGAAAACUGUGGCGCAGAAACUCAGGAUCUCUCGGGUAAUGAUUACUCGGAUCUGUUGUCCAGAAGUCCUAAACUUAAGAACAUUACAAUCAAUGGACAGAAGUCUUAUUGUCGUUAA
Molecule: messenger RNA, 961 nt
Organism: Medioppia subpectinata
Lineage: Eukaryota; Metazoa; Arthropoda; Arachnida; Sarcoptiformes; Oppiidae
Source: the annotation of a GenBank genome assembly